ACGGACACAAUGUCAAGUGUAGUAACUAAAAAAAACGUAUGGCAAUAUUACGUAAAGUUAUCAGAUUACGACGCAAAAUGCAAAUUUUGCGAAAAUAAAUUUAUUUAUGUGUCCGAUAAUCAAUUUCGGAAUAAUCAUAUAAAAAUAAAGCAUAAAAUAAUAUUUGAUCAGGAAGAAGCAACAGGACGACAAGAAUGGCCAUGGAUAUUUUUCAAAUACGUGUACCGGCCUACGUUCUACGAUUUUCGUUCAGAAUGUCUUUUGUGUGGUGCAGAGAGAUUUUUCACCUAGAUUUCUAUUUUUAAUACAUCAUUUACACGAGCAUUCAAACAAAGAAGUGGAGGAUUACAAAAAUCACAGUUGGUUUUGGAAAUAUGGUAGAAAAAGUGAUGAUUUUGAAAUAAAGUGUAGUAUGUGUCCCCAAAUUAAAUACCGGUUGUUGUUGAACUGGACUUUAAAUACUCAUUUUGUAAAUACACAUUUGGACAAAUUAGAAAAUGUGCAAGAAACACUCGACAUAAUUCCUGCAUUAAAAUGCGAUUCAAAAGUUGCAGAAAUUAAAGAAAACAUGUGGGAAUAUUAUAACAAUAUUCAGGAUCAAGUAAACUGCAAAUUUUGCGAAUAUAACUGCUUUUACAUACACAGCACCUCAAAUUUUCGUGAACAUACACAUGAUUGGCAUACAAAAAUUCAUGAUUGGGAAAUAGAACACAAGAGACAGAUAUGGCCAUUUGCAUAUUUUAUGUAUUGUUAUCAAUAUAUUGGCGAUAAAGAGAUAAUGUAUUCAAAAUGUCUAAUUUGUCGUGACGUUUUUGCAUUUAAUGAUAAAUUAGCAGAAACUCACUUAAAAAACUUGCAUUCUGAAGAUAUAAAACGUUUCUCAAUCUAUGCACCAAAGAAUUGGAUAUUUAAAUAUUGUUAUCAAAAGGGUGAUAAGAUAAAGUGCAAUAUUUGUUACAAAAACACGUCUAUCCAGGUGUUAUCUGCUCCCCUUAAUCAUAUAAUUGAAGAGCAUUCGGAUAUAUUGCAGUGGAAUAUGACGCAAAAAUUGUGGCAAAAUUUCAUAAAUUUGCGGAAUUUUCAAGCUGGAUGCCGAUUUUGCAAUUUUCAAUCCUAUUACAUCGAUACGACAAACUUUAUUAAACACGUAAAAGAAGAGCAUAUUAAUGCAUAUAAUUACGAAGAAGCAAACGGGGAAGAAUGGCCGUUUAAGUUUUUCAAUUAUUAUAACUCAAUUGAAGUACAAUGUGCUCUUUGUAGUGUUAUUCAUGGAUCUACUGAUAAAUCUAAUUUGAUAAAACACAUGUGUGAAAAACAUUUUUCUGAGCAACCGGAUAACUUUCUCGACUACGGCUGGAUAUGGAAAUACUGUACAAAAUAUUUCAAUCGUCACAUUGAAGAUCGACAUCCGAACAGACUGACAAGUACACAGAGAACGUACGACAUAGCUGGACCAUCAGGAAGUCAACCAAACUGAAGGAAACAGGCGGCUGUAAACUUUAUUGAUAAUAUUGUUAAUAUCAUUAUAUAUAAAUAAUUUUAUACUUUUUUUGUAUCGCAUUUAAUUUACGCGUUAAACAUGUAACGAGUAAAGCAAGUGCCGCACAAUUUCCUUUUAACAAACAUUUAAAAACGUUUAUAUAGGUUUAUCCAGAGUUUAACAAUGGAAGUAACGGCGUUCAAGUAAAAUCACAAUCGGCGAUAAUGGCAUUCUCUUAAUUUUAUUGAUUUAAAUAAAAGUAGACGAGAAUAAUGGCUUAACUUUGAAAAUAGAUCUAUUUGAUAGAAUACAUGCUGUAACAGAUUGAAAACAAUUUAAA
This is a messenger RNA of Linepithema humile (Argentine ant), 1820 nucleotides long. The record is from RefSeq and is a predicted model, not a curated record. NCBI's taxonomy places the organism in Eukaryota, Metazoa, Arthropoda, Insecta, Hymenoptera, Formicidae.